GUCUGAGUAGGAGGACCCGACGCACUAUGUUGACUCAUCUUUGAGGGUAUCAACUGCUGGUUAGAGACUUAUCUAAAGUUACAGCGAUUUGCAAAAAAAAACUGUUUAGGCUACGUGGCGCGAAUAGUUGAUUUGUACGGGAGGAUUACAUUUAACCGUUUACCAGCCGAACCUGCUUUUUGGUCUGUAUAAGAAUGGAUGUUUCAUUAAGUUUGUUCGUUUUAACAUUGUCCUGCACCUUUGGAACGAUGCACAGCCUGCAGAUGUGUGACAUCAUGAUGGAGAUUGAGAGGGAAAGAGACGAAUGCCUGUCUCAAAUGGAAAACAUGACAUCAGGUUGCAGUGGGAUAUGGGACAAGGUGGCCUGCUGGCCCAGUGCAAGAGUGGGAAAAGUAGUCACCAUCCCUUGUCCCAAGUACUUUACCUACUUUACUAACCAUUUCCACAUGGGUAAUCUGUCAAAGACCUGCACUAUAGACGGCUGGUCCGAGAUCAACCCAGACUCUUAUGCGUUGGAUUGUGGAUACAAUCCGAAUAGUACCACAGGUGAAGAGGCGGGAAAGUUCUACUGGGCGGUCAAAGUAGGUUAUACCAUCGGCCACAGUGUUUCGCUCAUCUCCCUCACCAUCGCCAUCAUUAUACUGUGCACUUUCAGGAAGUUACAUUGUACAAGGAACUACAUCCACAUGAACCUGUUUGUCUCCUUCAUACUGAAAGCCAUUGCCGUGUUCAUUAAGGAUGUGGUUCUGUAUGAAGUUGGGGAGUCUGAUAACUGCCAACCAGGGCCGGUGGGCUGCAAGGUGGUGAUCGUGUUCUUCCAGUAUGGCAUCAUGGCCAGCUAUUUCUGGCUCCUGGUGGAGGGUCUGUACCUUCACGCCCUGUUGGCCGUCUCAUUCUUCUCUGAGAAGAAGUACUUCUGGUGGUAUAUUCUGAUAGGGUGGGGUGUUCCAGCUGUCUUUAUUACUGCGUGGGUGAUAACUAAAGCUUAUUCAAAUGAUAUGGGAUGCUGGGAUACAAUUGACAACCAUGCCUGGUGGAUCGUUAAAACGCCAAUCUUAGCAACCAUACUUGUGAACUUCAUUCUCUUCAUCUGUAUCAUCCGGAUACUGCGCCAGAAGAUAAAUUGUCGAGACAUAGGAAGAAAGGAAUCUAAUCAGUACUCGAGACUGGCAAAGUCGACAUUGCUCCUGAUACCUCUAUUUGGGAUCAACUACAUAAUAUUUGCCUUCAUUCCUGAUGACAUACACCCACGACUGAGACUGGUCUUCGACCUUAUUCUGGGGUCUUUUCAGGGUUUUGGAGUGGCAGUCUUGUAUUGCUUCUUAAAUGGAGAGGCACAGGCUGAGAUUAAGCGUAAGUGGCGCAGGUGGCUCCUGCAGAGGUUACUGGGUGCCGACAUUAAGUAUCAGCAGCCCUCUCUGGGCAGCAACGGCAACAACUUCAGCACCCAGAUCACAAUGCUGACUAAGUGCAGCCCCAUCACACACAGGGCCUCGGACUGCCAAGGUGACCUUUCAUCUAUCUGAGUACCAGGACUGAAGCAACCUUGGGAAGAAAACCAAGCUUACUGUAGAUCGGUCAACCUGCACCCAGGCAGCAAUAGAUUAGAGGUUAUCCAAACCAGUGGUUAGUUAACUCACAAGAUAGUCUCUAUAGAGUUGGAAACAUCUCCAUCAAACCUCUGUACGAUCUCUAUCUAUGUGUUUGAGUGUUGCAUGUGACUGUAUUUUACUUCUUCGUUCGUGAGUUGGUCCCUUUGACCAGCAUGUGAUGAGAGUUUGAUUCAUAGUUCAGGAGGGAGGACAUUAGCAAAACACAGAACUAAACUGGACUCAGAGAUGUCCAUACUGAAACUGAAUUUACAGAGCUUAAUCCUCACAGAAUUUUGUGUCUUACUCACCGCAUCAGAGCUCCAUGGAAAUAGCUGAGGUCAUCAGGGGGGUUCAGGGGGCUUUAGUGACACCACAGUAUUUAUCUAUCUAAUAUAUAAAUAUAAGUAUUGGUCACUAUUUAUUGUCCUUAGCCGAGAGAGCGUGGGGAGUACUGCAUCUUGUGCUGAAGGAGAUAUGGGUGUGGGUAAGAGAGGAUUAAGACCACUUAAUCUAAUGGCUCACCAUGCUGGUAUCCUGGGACCUAUAAGAAGUUAGUAGGACUAUGAGGCUGAGCAGAUCACCUUUGGAUGCUCACAUCCCAUCAGCUAUCUAUCAUGGGAGCAUCUGGUCGCCUGUGCUACCCCAGCCAGAGGCCUCGUCAGUGGAGAUGACGGUUUUAUUUGAGAACCUACUUUUUGUGUAAAUAUAUAGUUGAAUAACAUUCCAGAGUUCAAACAAAAGGCUCUCUUGUAUCUCUGCGGUAGCAGAUGCUCUUAGUUGUGUCUGAGUGCAUAGUUUGUUGAGCAGUCAUUCAUUUUAGGAGACUCAACUGAGAAGCCAGCUGUAUUUAAUCAGCGUGUUGGUCCAAGUAUGUGAAUUUUGUUAAUAAUAAUGUAAUGUAUUCAUUAAGCAGACACUUUUAUUGAAUGUGACCCGACAGUACGGAGGGGAUUAGAGGGUAUAGCUCUGUGGUUAGAGUCAAAUCAAAUCAAAAUGUAUUUGUAUAGCCCUUUUUACAAGCAAUGUCACAGAGGGCUUCACAUACGCCCAUAGAACCCCUCAACCAACCUAAACCCUCAAGGAAGACAAGGAAUAACUCCCAGGAAAACUCACUAGAGGACAACAAAUGGAAGAAACCUUGGGAGGAGAAAUAUUUAUCAUUAGUCAUACAUAUUAGCGUCUCUGGAGGAGGGGAUCCCUCCAGAGACGAUUGGUGAAAGAGAGGUGCAGAACAUAGGCUAAACAUAGUCAUACAGCAGAGAACUGUCAAUGGGUGUUGAAACACCAAAAUCCAGUGUUCAUCUUGGGUCAGAGUUGGUAAAUGUCAGUUUAAGCAUCAUUCGCUAUUUAUGUGAUUACUCACAUUAAGUCACGGUAUUGUGUCAAAUCUGAGUAUGGUGUUUUACUAUAUAAAUGGGUGAAUAUAAAUAAGUUAAAGAACCUCUAAAAAACCCAAAUAACCCUUGCAUUGUUGUAGUGAAAUGUAAUAUAUGGCAGAAGUAUCCUACAGAUUUAUACCAUGUUAAAUCCUUCAGAUUUACAGUUCUCAGGUGUGGACAGAAUGUUUACAGUGAAUUAUGUAAUGUACAUAUGUUCCUCAUUUGUAGUAUUUUUAUUAUUUGUCCAGUCACAAUGUAUUAUUAUACAUAUGAAUUACUAUUGUGUUAAUAUUAUUUCAAGUGUUUUAUUCUGCAAAACACACUAAAUACUAUGUAUGUUCCUGCAAAGUCUUUGUAAAUAUUCACUAAUAAUGCAGUCUAUAUGGAAUCUGUUGCAAGAAUA
Osmerus eperlanus (European smelt) is the source of this 3374-nucleotide messenger RNA. RefSeq names its product vasoactive intestinal polypeptide receptor-like. The transcript has 13 exons. The record is from RefSeq and is a predicted model, not a curated record. Gene Ontology annotation, molecular function: peptide hormone binding; G protein-coupled peptide receptor activity; vasoactive intestinal polypeptide receptor activity. Lineage: Eukaryota; Metazoa; Chordata; Actinopteri; Osmeriformes; Osmeridae. Gene Ontology annotation, cellular component: plasma membrane. Gene Ontology annotation, biological process: adenylate cyclase-modulating G protein-coupled receptor signaling pathway; cell surface receptor signaling pathway. The coding region runs from base 195 to 1526 and encodes 443 amino acids.